Messenger RNA from Fusarium fujikuroi IMI 58289, 1863 nucleotides. RefSeq lists its product as uncharacterized. The transcript has 5 exons. The coding region runs from base 1 to 1863 and encodes 620 amino acids. The record is from RefSeq and is a predicted model, not a curated record. NCBI's taxonomy places the organism in Eukaryota, Fungi, Ascomycota, Sordariomycetes, Hypocreales, Nectriaceae.
AUGAGUGCCCACGAUUCACCCAUUUUCCCAUCGAAAAGCUCAUUCGAGAGCUCUUAUCCAGAAGCCUUUGUAGGCCUCGAGCCCUCCGACCCCACAGAGCGAGCUUACGGGGCCUUGAGAGCCAGCUGCGACCGCCAGGCAAUUUACCCAUGUAACCUUUUACAGCGCAAGCAGUUGAAGAGCACACGAGAGCGUUACCGUCAGUACCUCGAUGGCGAAGAAAAGAAACUGUUCAAUCUCGACUUUGAAGAAAUCUAUUUCCACGAUCUAGAUGAUGGAGAUAAAGAUUACAGGACAGUGAUGAUUCGAAACAGCCCAUCUGUCCGAAAUCAUCUUCAAAAGGGUGGGGGAGACCCAAAAUCUCGGUUUAUCUUCCUCCAGGCCGAAACCUCGCGCGCCCCAUUGAAUUGCUCUCGCGAUAGCUUUUCUCACAUCAUGUCAUAUCACCAGGUUCCACCAACCUUUAUCGACUUUGUCUCUGCCUUUGGUGCCACGCACUAUCCGACCGAUUACCACAUGACAGGCUUCGACGCCGAUGAUACCCUUGGUAUAAAAGACUCAAACUUGAUCAACAUCUCCACACUUGGUCGCUCAGGACGUGAGCAUCGCAUACAAUAUCUUUUGCGAUCUGUAGAGCGGGACUCUAAUGACGACGGAUCGCGCAGGUGGAAUAUCCGACAGGCCGCUGUGUAUCACUCGUUCGACUUUAUUUCAGGUAAAGCACUGUGGAUCAAUAUCAAGGCUAAUGGACUAUUGAAGGAGAGAAUCAUAGAAGCAACAGGUGACACCGCAAUACUAGACUUGGGUACACAGGAUGACUUGCAAAAGUCCUUUGCUGCUACUCUUGUCAUUCAUCUUAUCUUGCUUGAGUGGUGCGACGAAGAUUGGCGAACGUGUAUUCGUGAUUGUGAGAGCAAGGUUCGCGAUAUCUUGGUAAAGGCCCAAACAUCACAAGUUGUUCAGCCUCCCGCGUUCAGCGCCACAGCAAGACGAGCUCUGGGGUCCCAGACAGCGCGACAUACUGAGCUCAGCGAAAAUGAGAAGCAACAAACUCCAAUGCCUUUGGUCUGGGGACGGAAGAUUCGCAGUCUUGUCAAGUCGCUUAGCCGUUACAAGUAUAGAGUUUCGCAGGAUUCCGACCUCUUUGGGACUGCAGACGACGAUAACUAUGUGCAAAAGAGACAGUUCGAGAACCUCAAGAAUCUCGAUACCUUUUCCUUUGGAGAACUCCAGCAUCUUCACUACAUGACUGAGCAAUUGGAGAGUUAUCGUUUGGUGAUGGAGCUUAACCAUCAAGCCCUGCGCGAUAUUGCAGAGCGUUACCAGAACUUGCCAUCUCAGCGCGGUUUUCCCAAAUCUCUCAAGGAGGAUUGCAUGGAGGAUAUUCUGUCAUUUGCGCGGCGGGUUGAGCGUAUUAGAAAAAAUCUCGAAAUUCGUAUGACGCAGGUAAAUUCGCUGCUGGCAUGGCUCCAAGACGGGAAAGCAUUGUUCGAUGAUAUACUACAAUAUCGCAAUGUACAGAUCGGUCGCAUCUUCACUGAAACUUCAUAUGGUCAAUCCCAGAAGAUGGAGCGCAUUGCAUACAAAACUGAGAAGGAAACUAUCUCAAUGCAUGUUAUCACUUGCGUAACACUGGCAUUCCUUCCUGCAAUGUUUGCGGCUACGUUCUUCCAAAGUGGACUUGUGGAGGUGAACAGAAAUGCGACCAGUGUGGACAAUGCAGUCACAUUUCACGAUAAAGCUUUCCGGCUGUUUUCUGCAAUAUGCUUCCCUCUAAUGGCACUUACCUUUCUGCUGUGGAUUUUGGUAUUUAGAUGCCUAUCACGCAGAGCACGUCGGCGGAUUGUGCUCGAAAAUGUUUGA